This is a messenger RNA of Vicia faba (fava bean), 426 nucleotides long. The record is from the annotation of a GenBank genome assembly. NCBI's taxonomy places the organism in Eukaryota, Viridiplantae, Streptophyta, Magnoliopsida, Fabales, Fabaceae.
AUGGGAGCAUCGACCAAAAAUUCUUCAAAAAGAACAAAGAAUUCUGCUAUUGGGGCACACUCAUCAUCGUCUAACCUCGCGACACCUUCAAGUUAUGAGUUUAACUCAUCAUCACCAAUGGAGCGUCUAAUGGGACAACAAGCAGCAAAAAGAAAGAGUAAGGCAAAGGAAAAUGCAUCUGAAUCACCUUCUAAUGUUGUGCAGGAAACAUGGAAUAAAAGAGUAGCGACAAUGGAAAGACUAGCUCAAUGUAAGGAGGACGAGAUGGAGUAUAAGGCAAUGCAAUUACUCUCGAAAGACACUUCUAUGAUGAAUGAUAGUCAACGAGAUAUUCAUGAAAAAUAUUGUAAUGAGUUGAAGAAAAAAAUAUGGAUUUUAGUUAUUAUGAAAAGAUGUAGUACUUAUUAUGUAUCAACACCUAUGUAA